This is a messenger RNA of Annulohypoxylon maeteangense, 1485 nucleotides long. RefSeq names its product DUF1295-domain-containing protein. The transcript is spliced from 4 exons. Gene Ontology annotation, cellular component: membrane. The record is from RefSeq and is a predicted model, not a curated record. NCBI's taxonomy places the organism in Eukaryota, Fungi, Ascomycota, Sordariomycetes, Xylariales, Hypoxylaceae. The coding region runs from base 102 to 1169 and encodes 355 amino acids.
UACGAAGUAUAUACACCAACAAUUAACACCGAUAUCUUAACUGCCGUCUUCCUCUCUAAUCCUACGAUACGAACGAAUACCAGUAUACAUGCCAAUUCAAAAUGGCGUUGCCAUGGGUGAAGAGUCUCGAAGAUUGUGCCGAUUACUCCCAAGUGGUUGAACCGUACCUACCUCAAGUUUACGAAUUGCCUGCCAAGAUAAUCUAUGCUAUCUCAAGCCAUGAUUCAAUCGUCGAGUUAUACAAGAAUACCAAUCCGCUGGUGUCUGGUCUUGGGUUUUCGAUAUUCCUCGGUGCCAUAUUCUUGGUCGUAUCCGAAUUCAACCGAAAUUAUUCCCAAGUUGACCGUAUGUGGAGUCUAUUACCUACGAUAUAUAAUGCGCAUUUUGCUGCUUGGUCCCAUUUGAACAACCUACCAAGUCAAAGGGUUGAUCUAAUACUAUGCUGGAGUGUGAUAUGGAGUGCUCGAUUAACCUACAAUUACACACGGAAGGGCGGUUACAAUAUUGGGUCGGAAGACUAUAGGUGGGCAAUAAUUCGAAGCAGGACACAUCCGGCACUUUUCUUUCUACUGAAUGUCACAUUCAUCUCGUUUAUCCAAAGCAUAUUGCUUUUUCUCCUCGCAGCUCCGACAUAUGUCAUAAUGAUGACCUCGAACUUCGAACGGGAUAUUACAGCAGCGGACCUAGGCUUUGCAGCCGCCGAACUCGGACUUAUCGUCUCCGAGUGGUUCAGCGACCAACAACAAUGGGAUUACCAAGCAGCGAAGAAGCAGUACCAGGAGACGGCUAAGGUGCCGCGAGGAUGUGGACUUACUCACGAAGACCUAGACCGAGGUUUCAUCACAUCAGGACUAUGGGCAUACUGUAGGCACCCGAAUUUUGCGGCCGAACAGACAAUAUGGAUUCUGUUAUACCAAUGGAGCUGUUACGCAAGCAAGAGUCUGUAUAGCUGGGCUGGCCUAGGUCCUCUUUCUCUGAUCAUGGUGUUCCAGGGAUCAACCUGGCUCACGGAAUCAAUCAGUUCCGGAAAGUAUCCGGAGUACGAGCUCUACAAGAAGCAGGUUGGUGCUUUCAUACCUAGCUUCACUCGGUAUAAAACACCUGCAGCAACGCCGAAAGUGAUUCGGUCGAGCGAUUUAGCGAAGAAACAGAAGCCAAAGCAAAAGUAAUGUAGAUCUCUCUAUGUUCUAAUGCUCGGAUGGCGUAUGCUAGAUGCGCUCACAUGCGCAUCGUAGGAGGGUAUCACCACCAUAUAUGUCUACAGUCUACUGCAUUAUGACGCAGCCAUGCAGCUCGGACCGGAACAUCAAAGCUCGUUCGCGAAAUCUAUUUGUCCUCGCAAGCUGCGGGGAUACCUCAAUACAUGGGAACAAAUAGUUGAUCUUGGAUAGAUCCAUUGGAUAAAAGAAAAGAGAUAUCAACGUCUUAUUCAACAAAAUAGUCUGCAGGUGACCAACAAUUCUUAUUUAAUCCAACUCCAGAGGA